UAAAUUGAAAGUAUAAAAAACAGUUUCAGUAAGUUUUACAAGAAAGAAGUAUUUUCCAAAUACUCUUUUAUGUGUUUGGGUGUAAUUCAAGUUAUUUGUGCUUUGCAAGUAAUCACCCCACAUCAUAACAUCCAAUUUUUUAGAAACUUGAUCACUUUUUGAGAAAUUUUGUUGUUAGAGCUUUAUGUGUUUAUUUGGAAAAUACACUUAUGAAUAUUACUAAAACUAGUUUAUAUUGCUUACUUUGACCUUGUGAUUAGCUAUUGGUUUGUUUUGGAGUGUUGUUUUGAGUGAUCACAGGUUAUUAAGAAAGAGCUGUUACACUCUUCGAAGGGACUUGGAUACACCUGUUUGCAAUGGUUGUUUGGCUUUGCGCUCGCUGCUGUGCCUUCACUGGAGCAGUUGUUAUCGUGAUGACGUUUUUGAUUGUUUUGGCCUCCCUGUGUUGUAGAAGAGCCGCCCAGAGUGCUAAGAAGGCUAAGAAGAAGCUCCCUAGGAGUUCUAGGAAGAAAAGGAGUGGAGAUGAUGUUACGGAGACACAUAGUCUAAAUACGGACAUUGCCAUGGAACUACCUGAGAAGGAGAAGGCUCCAACUACUUCUUCCACAUCUGAGACAUCCCCCCCACUGGCUGAAGACGUCCCUGACACAAGAGCUCAGGUGGGGAUAACCUCUGCGCAAGAGACCCCCCAGGUGUUCGACAAAAUGCCUGAACCAGAGAUGGUUGCUGCCAAACCUGUUACGUUUGGUGACCUUUUCAAGGGCAAUAGGGACACUGACCAAGGUAUGAUUCUGAAGCAAUAUGAUGUUGGUGAAGGUGUUCUGCAUAUCCCGGAUUCAAUUAUCAAACCUGUUGAGGAGUUGUGGGGUUUCUGCCUUGUGGGCUGCUUUACUGGACGUUUCCCUGGCCUCAAGGCAGUGGAUGCUAUUGUCAAAAGAUGGAAUGUACCUUGUAGAAUCAUUCCCCAUUGUAAGGGCUGGGUUAUUCUGAAGUUUGAGAAUGAUAGUGAUAGAUUGGAUGUGCUGGGCAGGGAAAGGGACAAAGCUUAUGGGAAGGAGUUUAGACUCAAAAUCCCUUCUCAUGGUUUCAUGUUUGAUUUCGCUGAGUUCACCACUCUAUCUGUCUGGGUUCAGCUACACAAUGUUCCACUGCAGUUAUGGUCCGAAGAAGGAAUUGGAAUGCUGGCCUCAAAAGUUGGAAAGCCUUUGAGAACUGACCUGGUUACUAAGCAGCAAGGCAAGGGUGGAUUCUGUAGAGUGCUUGUUGAGGUUGACAUCUCAAAACAGCCUAUGACUCACUUUGAGGUAGCUUGUAUGGGUAAGACUUACACACAAACAGUGGUGUUUGAGGAAGACCCCAAAUACUGCUUUCAUUGCAAAACCUGGAACCAUGGCCCCUUCUACUGCAAAGCCUUAGAACUGGUUAGGAAGAAGGAGCUGGCAGGCUUGGAGGCUACAAAUAAGGUUGGUAUGGAUAAGCCAAAGGAGCAUAAAGAACCCCCUGGAAAGGCUGGAGCUAGGGACUGUGUACCUACUGGGAAAAAUCCACAUGUUGAACCUAAAGGGGGCUUGAUUCCUUCUUCUUCCAACAACAAGGAGAAGGCUAAAGAACCCACUCCCAAGGCCUGGUUGUUGACAACAUGGUUGGAAAGGGUGUUGAUUUACAAAAGAAGAAGAGCAAUGAGAGAUAGCAAUGAGAGAGUGAACUGUAUGAGCCAAGGAGCUUAUUAUAUGACUGAUCUACAAGGUUUCAAGUCUUUUAACUGCUUAGAAGAUGUUCCUUCUACUGGAAAUUUCUUCACUUGGCAUAAAGGGAACAAACUUGCAAAACUGGAUAGAGUCCUUGCUAACCAAUCCUGGGGAGACAUUGGUUUGGCUCCAACAUGUGAAUUUUUGGAUUUCAAUUUCCUCUCUGAUCACUGCCCCACCCUUUUUCAGUGUGGUGCACCCCCUGGUAACAGGUUCAGGCCUUUCAGAUUCUUCAAUAUGUGGCUAAAGCAUGAGGGCUUCAAUGGGUUGAUCUCCCAGUCUUGGGAGGCAGGUGUGGUUGGCUCUAAGCAAUUCUCCUUAUGCUCCAAGCUUAAACGCCUCAAACCUCCCUUAAAAGCCCUCAACAGGCAGGCUUUUGGUCAUAUUUCUAGAAGAGCUAUGGAAGCUAAGGAAGAGUAUGGAUUGGUGAUGAAGCAGUUGGUCCUUGACCCUAAUAAUCAAACCCUUCUUGAUGAUGCUGAUAUCAAAAGGAAGAGAGCUAACUUCCUCCUUGAUGCUGAAUUGGCCUUCUAUCAACAAAACGCCAAAUGUGAUUUUCUUAUGAAUUCUGAUAGAUGCACCAGUUACUUUCACUCCAUUGUUAAGAAGAACAGAAGGAAAAACACUGUUGGGUUCUUGGUUAGAGAGGAUGGAUCUAAAACUACCUCUAAGGAUGAGGUGGCUAAUAUCUUUGUGGACUUUUUUACUACACUCUUUGGCACUACUUCCCCAGUUGAACCCAUUGAGCUGGAGAUUUUGACUACUGGAACCAGAGUUCCUUCAUCUGCCCAGUCCUCUCUCCUUGCUUCUGUUACACCUGAGGAGGUGAGGGAGGCAGUCUUUGACAUUGGUAAUGACAAGGCUCCAGGCCCUGAUGGCUAUACUGCAGCUUUCUUCAAAGAUCAGUGGGCUGUUGUGGGUAGGGAUAUCUAUGAAGCUGUGUUGGAAUUCUUCACCUCAGGGAAAUUAUUGAGACAAAUUAAUCAUGCUAUGAUUGUUCUCAUUCCUAAAUCUUCCCAUAAUCCAACUAUUAAAGACUUUAGGCCUAUUGCCUGCCUCAAUGUACUUUACAAAGUCAUCACCAAGAUCUUGGCUAAGCGUAUGGCUCCCUUACUCCCUGAUUUGAUUGACCCUGCACAAGGGGCCUUUGUCCCAGGGAGAUCUCUUGUGGACAAUUUCCUCCUUGCUCAACACCUUAUCAGGGAUUAUGCUAUUAAGAGGUCCACACCUAGCUGUUUGAUCAAAUUGGAUAUCACCAAGGCUUAUGAUACUGUCUCUUGGAGUUUUUUGCAGGAUGUGAUGCAUGGCGUGGGCUUAGACAAGGGGAUCCCAUGGCACCUACCCUUUUCCUCUUUUGUAUUGAGUACUUCUCUAGGUUACUCAACAAAAGGGCUAAAGAAGGUGGCUUCAACUAUCACAGGCUGUGCAGCACUUGGGAUUACGCACUUGGCUUUUGCAGAUGAUCUUAUGUUGUUCUCUAGAGGAGAUGUCCAUUCUGUGCAGGUUUUAAUGGAUGCUUUGGACCACUUUUCAAGGGUCUCUGGCCUAACCCUUAAUCCUACCAAGUCCAACAUCUUCCUUGCUGGUAAAUACAGGGAUGUUAGCCAAAAUAUUCUGGAUCCUGCCUCCUUUCCUCAUGGUCAGCUUCCUGUUAGAUAUCUGGGUCUCCCUUUGGCCUCUCAAAGGAUCUCUGAGAGUGAUUUUGCCCCUUUGUUCAAAACUGUUGAUGGUUUUCUGUCUAAAUGGAGCACCUUGAAGUUAUCCUACGCUGGCAGACUGGAACUAAUUAGAGCAGUGGUACAGGGAGUCCAAUCCUUCUGGCUCCAGGCCUUCCCUGUCCAGAAGUAUGUGCUUGACCGUAUCACCUCCAUGUGUAGAGGCUUCCUUUGGGGCAGCAAAUUUUCCAAGGUCGCCUGGGUUGAUAUUUGCAAGCCAAGGGUUGAAGGUGGACUGGGUUUGAAGGAUGCCAAUACCUGGAAUAAUGCCUUGUUGUGCAAACUUCUGUGGAACUUGGCAGCAAAGAAGGACACCCUUUGGGUCAAAUGGGUUCACAAUGUUUACAUUCAGGGUGAGAACCUGUGGCAGUGGCAACCCAAGAAGAGACACUCUGUCUUCUUCAAAAGGCUUGCCUACGUGAGAGAGCUUCUGGUCCAAAAGCUUGGUGACCAUUAUCCUUCUAUGGAAGAGGCUAUGAAACCCUUUUGCUUGGCAGGUAACCUCAUUCCAAGAAAGGUUUAUGAUUUGUUUAGGGUUAAAGCCAACCCGAAGCCUUGGAUGGCUUUCAUCUGGCAAAGUUAUAUUCCCCUAAGUGUUCCUUUACGAUGUGGCUGGCACUUAGGAGGAGGCUGCCCACCAAAGCAAACUUGGAAUUCCUCGGUUUACCUAUGGACUGCACUUUUUGUGGACAUGGGUUGGAAGAUGUGGACCACCUGUUCUUUAGCUGCCAGUUCUCUAAAGAAGUUUGGGAUAAUAUCAAGACUUGGCUAGGUAUGGAAGGACACCUGAGUACCCUCACCAGAGUCAUCAGAUGGCUGAAGGCAUUUAGGCGAGGGGAUAUGAUUCUCAAGAAGGCAAGAAGGAUUGCUUUUGCCUGCACUGUUUUCCACCUUUGGAAGCUACGUAAUGCUGCCCACUUUGAGCGUGAACCUCUCUCUAUUGAGGCUGUGACUUCUAAAAUCAAGGUUAUGGUUUAUU
Messenger RNA from Cuscuta campestris, 4442 nucleotides. Lineage: Eukaryota; Viridiplantae; Streptophyta; Magnoliopsida; Solanales; Convolvulaceae. The record is from the annotation of a GenBank genome assembly.